Molecule: messenger RNA, 484 nt
Organism: Prunus avium (sweet cherry)
Lineage: Eukaryota; Viridiplantae; Streptophyta; Magnoliopsida; Rosales; Rosaceae
Source: RefSeq, a predicted model, not a curated record
AUGGAGAGAAGUAUUUUUCAUAAUAUAAUUGCUCUUUCCUACAAAUAUUAUUCAAAGAUGAGUUCAUCAACUAACUCUGGAGCAGCAUACCCUCCCCCACCUUGUUCUACAGCGCCGGGUCCUUAUCAUGUGCAGGCUCCACCACCUGCUGGUUAUCCAACAAGAGAUGCCCCAAAUCCCCAUGGACAUGGAGCUGUAGAAACAAAGUCAAAAGGUGAUGGCUUCUGGAAGGGAUGUUGUGCUGCCUUGUGCUGCUGUUGCGUUUUGGAUGCAUGUUUUUGAACAUCAUCCAGGAGAUUCUUGAAUUGAGAGCCCAAUAAUCACAUAUAUCUUUCAUUUGUGAAUUCUAUUUCACACAUUUAUUUCUGUUUUUACCUUGUUAUACUUAUAUAAGGAAGGGGCCAUGUCGAUUUCCCCAUGUAGUGAUAUUCCGAUUGUCCAAUUCUUUUAUUGUAUAAUGAUUCUUAUAAUAAAAUUUAUUCAU